Alligator mississippiensis (American alligator) is the source of this 4126-nucleotide messenger RNA. It is a transcript of the gene CER1, whose product is annotated as cerberus 1, DAN family BMP antagonist. The coding region runs from base 1222 to 2046 and encodes 274 amino acids. NCBI's taxonomy places the organism in Eukaryota, Metazoa, Chordata, Crocodylia, Alligatoridae. Gene Ontology annotation, molecular function: morphogen activity. The transcript is spliced from 2 exons. The record is from RefSeq and is a predicted model, not a curated record. Gene Ontology annotation, biological process: determination of heart left/right asymmetry; signal transduction involved in regulation of gene expression.
CUCUUGGCCCCCCAGCCUGCUGCCAGCCUGGGGCUGCGCCACCCCAGCUUAAAGUGCUGCUGUCCCGGUCCCCAUCCACACACGUGUUGCAGCACAGUAAAUGUCUCCACUGUAAGACACUAGUGCCCCUGACAGUACUAUUUUAUGGUGGAGUUAAUUAAUUCACUGUGCAUUAAUAUCAAAGAUCAUGUAGAUGGUGAUGCUUUACUGCAGAGCUAAUUAGUCAGCUCCACUGUAAAUCACACAUGUAAAUGCACCCAGUGAAAGGUAAAUCUUUGGCAGCUUAUGCUUACAUGAAACGGGGCUAAUUGCUCCAGUUUCACUUUAGGUUAUUCUGGGGCAGUUGUGGGUAUAUAGUCUCAUAGUUGUUAGGGGCUGGAAGGUAUGCAUAACAAUUGUUUGUGUCCACAGUUAAAAACAUGACUGGGGGCUUACAGCAUCUCAGCAGCCCCAUGCUGUCUGUUCAUGUAGUCAAUCUGAUGUUGGGAAACCUCGGUUUUUGGGUGUUCAGUUUUCUAUACCUAGGGCUUAUUUAUUAUGGGGACUUCUUGGACUUGUGUAGCUACAUAGAUGUGACUACACCACUGCAAGCCUACCAUGUAGAUGUGCUGCACGGUGAGUUCUGCUACUGUAGUGCAGGUAACUCCUACCCUGAACCCAAAAACUGAAGGAUCCAAAUUACAGGUCAGUUCUGAAAAAAGUCAAAAUGUCUUUCUCUGUGGCUUGUGGUAAUAGUUUAUUACCCCCUUUUUCUUCUAUUCUAAUGAAAUAGUGUCCCAUUUUGAUUCUGCCUUAGUGGUCUGGAAGGUGAGAAAAAACAAAUAAAGGGCAUGUUGAAUGAACUAAUAUGCAUCCAGGCAUUUCCCCUUAACUCCUAGACCUCAGCUAAACAUCUCACCCAAAUAUUUCUUUUAACAGAUUCCCUUCCCCCACAUACAUUCCCACUGUGUCCCAUGCCCUACAGGGGACCAGAUUUGAGAUAGGAGCUUCCAAUGAGCAUACCCAGGAAUAAAGCAGGGCUGAAUUAACACAGUUCUCUUAUCACAAUUAUAAUCUAAAGCAAAUGAGUUUAGUUACAGCAGGAUUCCCUCCUGUCCCUGCACCUCCCACACACAGAGCAGCUGUAGUAUUGCUUAGGUCUGCUGUAUAAAGCCAGCAUAUUGCAUUUAUUGAAACCAAAGGACACAUAAGGGUAAAAGGGCAAACUUGAGCAGGAUCAGCAUGUUUCUGUUUCUGCUGCUGCUCCAGCUGCUGCUGAUCUCAUGUUUUGGAGCAACAGAGGAGGGAGGACAGCAGCCAAGACAAAAGAGGGGAAGAAUUCAGCACCUUUUCUACCUAGAUAAAACUCUGCUAGAAAGAGAGGUCCCUAGGGAGCUGCUAAGGGAAGAUCCUACAGACUCUGAAGGAAUCCGAGCAGGGCCAAGCUUGUAUGUAGCAGCCCUUGAGCAUGCUGCAGAAAACAAGAAGCCAGGAGAGAAAAAAUUGUCCCGAUUUAUGCUUCCUUUCAUAGAGCUCCAGACAACCCAAAGCUCACCUGCACGAAAAGAGACUCUUCAUUCUGAUAGUCUGAGAAACUUUUCACCUCCCCACUCAUCCCGUGAGAGGGAAGCUGAGUCUUCUUAUAGGAAGGAUGCCAAGAAAUUCUGGGACCAUUUCACACUACAAAAAAAUUCAGCCUCUGAGGAGGUUGUCCUGCCAAUCAAGACCGAUGAGAUGCAUCAGGAAACCUGCUGGACUCUGCCUUUUUCACAGGGUAUUGUGCAUGAGAACUGUGAAAAAGUGGUGGUCCAGAAUAACCUUUGUUUUGGAAAGUGUAAUUCCUUUCAUGUCCCUGGCCCAGAAGAUCGUCUUUACACCUUUUGUUCCCACUGUUUGCCUGCUAAAUUCAACUUAAAACGUUUGGAGCUGAACUGUACCAAGUCUGUCCCCAUUGUGAAGGUGGUCGUGAUUGUGGAGGAAUGCAAAUGUGAGAUUCAGAAGACUAAAGGUCCUGAAACGGGUCCUUUACAUUCAGACUUGCAUGCAAAUGUGUAUGGACACAAUUAAUCUGCUGAAAGGCACCUUUAAACUCCAUGAUCAUUUGUAAAUUAUAAUAAUAAAAAACCCUGAGAUUUUAGUCAAACGCAUUCAACCAACAGUGUGAAAAUAUAGAUUUUUCUCUCUCAAAUGCUCCUUUAUCAUAGGUAUAACAUUGCCUGAAAUGUAUCAGAUGUUUCCAUUUGUGUCUUGAGAGAGAGGGAGGAUGAGUAUGCAGAGUGGGAAUAAGUGAUUAAACCAGGGUAAUUCUUAAAAAAAACCCCAAAACUCCUGUCCUUUUUACCACUGGUUUAGUUCAACUAGUGUUAGUACUGCAGGGGGACUUGUGUGCCUUUAAAGUAUAUUCCCUUUAGAUAACUGGGAUGAGCUACCCCAACAAAAUAACUUUUUUUCCCAUGGAUAUUAGUGUAUCUAUAGUAGGGAAAUUGCCAGUAUAGGUCCAAUGGCAUGUCUCAAUUGGCAAACCUUUUCUUUAAGUAGACAAAGCUUUAGACUCUUGUGUUUACUUCCAGCUAGCUCAUUGUGGAUCUCUUUUGCCAUGUAAAAUAGUAUAAGACAUAAUAUAUGGGUAACUUUUUUAUCUUGCAUAGCUAUUCAAGGUUGGCCUUCUAGCUAUGUUCUGGUUUUGAUCUUGAUUAGUUACCUCAAGAUAGAAAUGAAGGUGCCUUAUGGACAUGGUGAUUUUGAAUUGGGUAUCUUACUAUAGAGAUGUGCUUUUUUUGCUUUUCAAUGAAGGCAAAAGCUUGGUCCAUUCAACAGGGUACUUGAAAGGUCCUCUAAAUAUUUUUGUUUAAACUUAUUUUUCAUUGAAAAAAUAGCUUUUCAAUCAAAACCAAACAUUUUGCUGAAAUAUUUAUUUAGUUUGAAGUUUUUAAAAACUUUUUAUGAAAGACAAUUCAGUUUAAUACGAGAUCAUUUUCUUCAGAUUUUUGGAGAGUUGUUUAUAGCUUGAUAUCAGGGAUUGUAGGUAUAUGCCAUUUAUACCUAUAUAAAUAGACCAGGAUAACUCUAGAGGUAAAUCUCUUCAAUAUAGGAUAAGCUUGACUGAUCUCAGCCUGUACACCUCUGGCACUUCGUCCCGCUUCUGGGUUCUCUCCUUUCUCUUUUUGUUUCUUGCAGUCAUGGCUAACAGCUAACAGUUCCUUUAGUUUCAGGACCCAUAGACUUUAACCAAAUUCUAACCCCUUCCCAGGCCUGGAUUAACUCUUUUGUGGGCCCUAGGCAAACAAACACAUGGACCCUGAGCUGGUUGAGACCCCCCUCCCCACCCCAGUGUUGCUGCCCAUGGGGAGUGGGUCUUGGAGCAGCUGCCACAGCAGCGAGGGGAAGGGAAGGGAAGGGAAGGGAAGGGAAGGGAAGGGAGGUGGAUGGGGCCAUUGGUGCCACCACCAUGGAGGGAAGGACCAGGCCCCCCCUUGCAGCUCAGGGCCCUAGGCAUGUGCCUAGUUUGCCUAUGUGUUAAUCCUGCUCUGCCCCUUCCUGGACUUUAUUAUUCCUAAACUUUUAGGCCUUUGAUUCCCCACCUGCUGUUGCCUUAAAAGUUCAUUAUUGGGUAAUCUGAACUGGAAAUCAGAACUAAGUUAACCAGUCCCCAAAUACGUAUAAACCCAAUUAACCUGUUAAAAGGCAACUCCAUGGCCAUCUGCAAGGGGAACCCCCCCAGGGUUCAAAAUAUGGGGGGGGGGAGUCAGGGGGACUGAACCCCCCCUUAAGCUCCCCGAUAAGAGAUGAGAGCCUCCCAUAAGAGACGAGAGCCCAUGGCCCACCCCACACCUUCCUAUGAACCUCAGGCAUUGGCAGCAGCUCUUUCCAGCUUGCAGCUGCCACCACCACAGAUUCCAACAAGAGUCGGAGUAUAAUUUGAACCCUGCCCACCCUCUAAGAGUUUAGUUGGACACAUUCAACCAACAGUGUUAAAAUAUAUAUUAAUAUCUCUCAAAUGCUUCUUUAUCACAGGUAUAAUAUUGCCUGAAAUGUUACUGAAAUAUUUAUCACAGUAUGGGUGAGCUUAAUUUAUUUACACACACAUUGUAGCAAUGUUGUAAGUAUUUUACAUAUUACCUUUAAAAUAAAUCAAUGCCAUAGUUUA